Messenger RNA from Larimichthys crocea (large yellow croaker), 5794 nucleotides. RefSeq names its product zinc finger protein 189. The record is from RefSeq and is a predicted model, not a curated record. The coding region runs from base 685 to 4827 and encodes 1380 amino acids. Gene Ontology annotation, biological process: regulation of transcription by RNA polymerase II. Gene Ontology annotation, molecular function: RNA polymerase II cis-regulatory region sequence-specific DNA binding; DNA-binding transcription activator activity, RNA polymerase II-specific. The transcript is spliced from 2 exons. NCBI's taxonomy places the organism in Eukaryota, Metazoa, Chordata, Actinopteri, Sciaenidae. Gene Ontology annotation, cellular component: nucleus.
GCAGGUCAGCCUGUUGUGCUUGAAGGAAACAAAACAGUAGAAGAAGAAUCCACUUCCGCCGAGGGACGCGCAGCCACAGCGCGCAGGUGUGUGCGCAGCUAGCCGCGCUGUUCAUUAUCAGCCGCGUUGCUACGAAACGGGACAAAAUGCCGUCUUCUCAUGUGGUGACAGGAUAGUUGAGCAGACUAGUUAUUUAAUUGUUUUCAUCCUGGCGUCGUGCUGAGUCAUUUCGAUAUUUUUUCUUUAAAAAAAAAACAAAAAACGGUGGCGCCGUGAAGCUAACGAAGAGCUAGCUAGUGCGAGCUAGCUGUGCCAAAGCGGAGCCAAGAUGGACGCGGCGAGCAGAGAGGGGGACAGGGCAGGAGACAGACCCCACGGCGGGGACACGGCGUCUGAAAACAACGUGGGGUCGUCGUCUGAGGACACCGGUGAUGGAGUGGCCUUGACCUCCUAUUUUCCCCUUUUCUAUUUUUAGGGGUUGGGGUUUUCUGCUGUCGGGAUUGUGGAGAAGCCUUCAGAGAGGAGGCAGCCUUCUUGGAGCAUUGCCAUCAGCACCCGCAAGAAACCGUCUAUUUAGACGACCAGCUGGAUGAUUUACAUGAAGCAGAAAAGGACAGUGAGACAGCCAAUUUCUGUACUUUCUGUUCACUCUCAUUUGAUGAACCAAACGAGUUUCACUUGCACAUGGAGAACCACGGUCACACCUCCCAAAAGGGAUCUACUAUUCAAAUAAAUUCUGGGAUAUCAAAGCAGCACACCUACGAAUGUCCAGACUGUGGGAAAUGUUACGGUGUGCUGGGGCACUUUCUCAACCAUCAACGCUCACACAAACAAGCCGCCAAAUCGGUUUUUCAUGACCUUGAACAUUUAAAAAAGAAGUCGUUUCAGUGCGAGUCCUGUGGGCGGAACUACUCUCGCGCUUCAGCUCUUGAUGCACACCGUCGUUGUCAUGAGGAAAAAUUAAUAAAAUCACGAAACAGAGGUUCAGGAGAUGCAUGUCACACUGAGGAGUCAACAGUUGAAGCCAAGCCCAGUGAAAAUCAGACGGAUGACACUCCUGAAAAACUUUUUAAGUGUUUAUGUGGCAAAGCUUUCACUGCUCUGAUGCGCCUUAAAACACAUCAGCGAUUUAGCCGCAACAGGCAGUGCUCUCCUGAAGAAAUGAAAGAAAAACCAAAGAAGAACGGCAAUGAGUUUUACUGUAGUCAAUGUAAUAAGGGUUUCACGGGCCAUAUUGCUCUAUUCAACCAUCAGCGAUGGCAUGCCAAUCACUCAAAUGACUCAGCGAAAAGGUUCCCAUGUGAAGAAUGCGGAAAGGAAUUUAUGACUCUGACGUUUUACUACAGGCAUCAGCGCAUGGUACAUAGUAACGAAACUCCAGCAAAGUCGUUUCUUCAUCAGGUGUGUCAGCUACAAAAGAAGGCAUUUGAAUGUAAAGAUUGUGGGCUCAAGUUUUCCAGGGCUUCAGCACUCCACUCCCAUCAACUUCAUCAUACGGAUGUUUUUAAAGAAUCAGAGAAGGAAUCCCAGACGCAGCCGACUCUCCAAGAGAAAACUUUGGAAAGCGAAACAACAAAAGAGACUAAGCAGGAACCAGAGGAACCUGAGAGUCUGCUUUCUACCAAUAUGGCUGAAGAAGACUCACAUGUAAAUGAGACUGAUGAAGACAUGGACAGUUAUGAACCUGGGGACUUUAAUGUACAGGUGAUCAGUGCAAGUGAAUCAGAGGACGAGCCUGUCCAAGACCUGAAUCCCGAUCUUGAGCUGCUUUGUGAAUCAGAUCAGGAAGUAAGAGAUGACGACGACGACACUGGAGUUUUCUCCGGCAGCACUGUUUCAAAACCAGAGAUGGAUUUGAAAAUUGUACAAAUUGACUUUGAGCAAGCUGACAUGCAUUGUGCACCGAUAGUGAGGGAAGCCGAGAAUAAAACGACAGAGGAAAGAUUUGAUUGUCCCGAGUGUUACCGUUGGUUUUCUAGUGCUUCAUCACUGCGCGUUCACAGAAUGUGGCAUGGCAUUCAUAAGAGAAGACAACAGACUCAAGGUCAGUCAGAGGCAGUCUACACAUGCGACACAUGUGGCCAUGAAGCCAGUAGCUAUGCAGCACACUGCAGUCACAUACAACAACACAAUAAUGAAAACACGAGUAAUGUAUUGUACAAGGCAGAGGGAUUGGAGAAGAAAAAUUUGACAUGCAGCGAUUGUGGUAAAUGCUUCUCACGUUUGUCUGCUUUGGUCUCUCAUCAGUUACAUCAUCCUAAAAGAAAACCAUUCCAGUGCCCAGAUUGCUUGAUGUCUUAUUUGCAUGCAGCUAACUUGUAUAACCACAUGAAAAACUGCUCCUCACAAAAGAAGGAGAAUAUUUCAGUCACUAAGAAAGAGUACAAUCCAAAGAAAACCCUUCUAGGCCCAAAGAUUUAUCAUUGUGAACAGUGCGGGAAGGGUUUUUGGUCUCUAGGCGCUUACUCUCACCAUAAACAAAGUCAGACUCAGUGUGCAGAUUUGAGGCUGAGAAAAGGAUCUUUGCACUCUGUUAACGGACAUCCACGCUCCACUGUUAAGGUCGCGUGUCCAGUGUGUGGUAGAAAGUUCCGUCACAAGGGCAUUAUGGCAUUGCACAUGCGAAAACAUGAAAAUGGAAAUCAUAAAUGUGAACUCUGCAACAGGUCAUUCCGUCUUUUUUCCAGCCUCCUCAGACACCAGGUUGUGCAUAAUGACCAGUUACUCCCACCGCCUAUUAAGUCUUUCCAGCAUCAGGUCGAGCAGUUGAAAAAGAACACGUACAGCUGUCCCGACUGCGGGAAGUUGUUCUCACGGGCCAAAGCGCUUCAGUUUCAUAUGAAAAGCCACGGGUACGAGACUGGGCACUCGCCAUCAUCACCGAGAUCUACUGUCACUCUGGAAGAUCUCCAAUGUGCAACAUGCCUGGCACAUUUCAACAACAAGGCCUCUUUGAGGGCUCAUCAAAAACUUUGUAUUAAAAGAGACAGUCGAGCAGCUGAAUGUAAGACAGAGCCCUCAGAAAAGAAUGACAUAGAUAGUAAGGAUGUCAACGCACAGGAAAUGUCUGUGCAAAUGACAGCUGAUACUGAAGUAAAUGACAGUGGGGAGCUAAAAAUGGAAAAUCAAACAGGUCUUGGCAACUUAGAAAGUACAAGCGAUUUGAAAUACAAAUGUGACAAGUGUGACAAAAGUUUUUCGGUGGUUGGAGCUUUGAAUUUUCAUAAAAGAAUUCAUGUUGAAGAUUCCAAAUCUGUAGCAAAAGCAAAACUGUCUGUAAUUUUUAAGAAACCUAAACAAGAAGAGCCAAGUAAAGGACUGUUUCACUGCGCAGAAUGUGGGAGGCGCUUCAUGUCCAACUCAGCCCUCGGCUCCCACAAAAGAUGGCACAAAGAAAAGAAAUUCUCACGGUCCCUGCUAAAAGAUGACGAUUCGAAAUCUGUUAGCUACAAGUCAGAGGGUGGACCUUUUCAGUGCCACAAAUGUGGCAAGCAGUUUUUUAACCAUUGUGUUCUCCAGCGCCACCAGAUGUUUAAUCCUCAGUGUCAGAUGAGAACUGAGUCAGAGCUUGAUUUGAACAAAAGUUCCCAGAAAGAUGACUUUUCAUGUCCACAGUGUAGCAAAACAUUUGUGCAGGAGUCACUUCUAGCUGCCCACUGUGAAAAUGAGCACAGUAACACUUUGGAAGCUGCUGAUCUUCAAGGAGACAGGCUCAACUCAGUUGACCAGGUCCCAGAACAAGCUGUUAACUUCAGUGGGAGUGAGUCCAUGUCAAAGACAUUGAAGCCAAAGGCUCACCAGUGUCCCCUCUGCUUUAUGACCUUUGCUAAAGCAAGAGGUCUGCGUGCCCACAAAUGGCAGGCCCACUCAAAGAGGACAAAAGGCAAAAAUAAGGUUUCUUUGAGUAUAAAAAAAGAGAUCAUAGCCUCAAGCAGUGAAGUCAAAAAGACAGAAGAUUCACCAGCUGUAGGUAGCGCCACAGUGAGUAAUAGCCCUGUUGGCAGAGGAAAGAAGAAAAUCAGAACAGAACCCCCACCUGUGAAAUUUAUCUUAUGCCUUGACUGUGGAGAGCAGUGCAGUUCAGCAGGCAUUCUCCUUGACCAUAAGAAAGUAUGCCUGAAAGUAAAACAUGAGGCCAAACAGGAAAACCAAACUCCUGAAAACACAGCUGAGGUUUUCUCAUCUCUUAGCCGCCUGUCGGAUCAUACAGCCAAAUGCCUUUUCAAGUGUGAUAAGUGUGGGAAAGCUUUCCAAACAGAGGAACACUUAGGUACCCAUAAGACAAAGGCAAAGAGCCGGCCUUAUUGCUGCGCCCUGUGCUGCCAUGGCUUUUGGACAGAGAAUCAGCUGCAGCAACACCUCGCCUGGCAUGAUGAGGUCCGCUGUCGUCUCCCGAAUGAGGUUCGCUAUAGGCUCAGUGCUGCUAUAACCUCAAAGCCGCUAAAACCCAACAUCCCGAAGUCCUUUCCAUCUUCCACUCUGAACCAAGCUACACUUAAACCAGACAGCCAGUCGCAAAGUAGCCAUAAGUGCCAACAUUGUGGCAAAGCCUUUCUUUCACCGACUGCAUUACAGAAACAUGAAACUCAGCACUGUAACAAUGACUCAUAUCACUGCUCUAUUUGCCCGCGGACCUUCAGUGAAAUUCAGGACCUUAUCGAUCAUCACCAGGAAUGUAUCGGUGAUAACAAAAGGCAGAGUGAUAUCCCUGCUGCUGUUUCAUCAGUUGAUACCAAUGGCCUUACAUGCCUUAAAUGUGGAACUACUUUUUGUCAAGAAACUGAUUUGCACCAGCACUAUGUUGAACACGCCCGCGGACUGUAUUAGAGUAAAUGACACUGUAGAUUUUUGUUGUUUGGAGGUUGCCAAACUACUUAAAUGUGUGAACAAAUUACUUGUUAGAUGUUUGUUUAGGUUAAGUAGAGACACGAGUUUGAUUUGUUUCUAUAUUAUUUGGGAUCCUUUUUUAUAUUUCAAGCACUUCCUUUGGUUAUAUUCCUCUUCUCAGGCUUUCCUUUACACUGGAUUAGAAGAUGUACAAAUGUUAAAGGAGAAUUACCCCUUUUAGAUUUCACAAAUGUAUAGUUUUGAGCCAUGUUGAUCUGUUUGGGGGUCACUGAAUGAAGUAUGGUAGUUGAUAUAUAAAAAAAAAAGAUUCAGAAACAUUUAUGCAUGUACAUGUUUGUCCUCAUGCACUUAAAAAAAAAACAAAAAAACAAUGACAGUGCUGUUGAAACACUAAUAACGCAAAGUUUUUAAGAGGACUGAAAUAAUUCUGCGCAACAAAUACAUACAAAUUUUGCUGGUGUUGCUUUAAACACCUGAGGUUUGACCAAACAAGGUCCAAUUUGCAGAAAAGAUAAUGUGCACUGUUUGUAUAAACUGGUUAAAAAAAGAAGUCCUGGUUGUUGAAGUUUUGAGCUGAACCAGUUACUACCAUAAAACUAAUUUAACAACAAGUAAUUGUAUGUUACGUACAAUACUUUUUUUCUUUUCUUUUUGCAUUAACUGAUGUAUAAGCUCCCAUGUUUUUUCCUUUUCAGUGUUAUAUUUCUAUGUUGUGGGAAGAUUACUUAAACUAAAAUAGAUAGUUGUUAGUGUACUGUACCACUAAUCCAGUGGGAAAAAGUAUUUGUAUAGUUCGACAGAUGUUAUACUAUAUUAAUUUAUGAAAUUCUUUUCUCUCUAGAUGACCAAUAUACCGUUUGACUACUUGUUUAACUUGCUGUUUCUGAAACAAUGAAGAAAAGGUUCUCUAAAAAGUUUAAAAUAAAUUGAUUAACUUUUGCGUGAA